GGGGCAGCACAGCAAGUCUAAUGGGAGCUCACUGCGCAGAACUGCGCUCAGGGUCCUGCCGUCUGCUGCUUCCAGGCAUUUCACACAUCGGAGGAGCGGAGCUGCCCGUACUUCCUAUGCUCAUACAAUCCUCGCAGCUCAGCUCAUCUUCAGCAGCCUCUGUCGACAGACAGUAAUUCAUAACACCAUGGAGAGCAUACACGCUUUCCUUCUAACCGCUGCUCUUUGCAUUCUCUCUCAAGGCUGCGGCGGCUCCGAUGCCGAACACCGGCUGUACGCGGCCCUCUUCAAGAACUACAACCAGUUCGUCCGGCCCGUGAAGAACGUCUCGGACCCCGUCAUCAUCCAGUUCGAGGUGUCCAUGUCCCAGCUGGUGAAGGUGGACGAAGUCAACCAGAUAAUGGAAACCAACCUGUGGCUCAAGCACAUUUGGAAUGAUUACAAGCUCCGGUGGAAUCCAGCGGACUAUGGAGGUGCUGAAUUUAUCCGAGUACCAUCUGGCCAGAUCUGGAAGCCAGAUAUUGUUUUAUAUAACAAUGCAGUUGGGGAUUUCCAGGUCGAUGACAAGACAAAGGCCCUACUGAAAUACACAGGCGAUGUGACCUGGAUACCCCCAGCUAUAUUUAAAAGCUCAUGUAAAAUAGAUGUAACCUACUUCCCAUUUGACUAUCAAAACUGCACCAUGAAGUUUGGUUCCUGGUCUUACGAUAAAGCCAAGAUUGACUUGGUUUUAAUUGGCUCUACAAUGAACCUGAAAGAUUACUGGGAGAGUGGAGAAUGGGCUAUUAUUAAAGCUCCUGGUUAUAAACAUGACAUCAAAUACAACUGCUGUGAAGAGAUAUAUACAGACAUCACAUACUCUCUUUAUAUUAGGCGCUUACCUUUAUUUUACACUAUCAACAUGAUUAUUCCAUGUCUACUGAUUUCUUUUCUGACUGUAUUAGUUUUCUAUUUGCCUUCAGACUGUGGUGAGAAAGUGACACUCUGUAUAUCAGUCCUUCUAUCUUUAACAGUGUUUCUACUUGUUAUCACGGAGACUAUACCUUCUACGUCCCUGGUAAUUCCACUGAUUGGGGAAUACCUCCUUUUCACCAUGAUAUUUGUAACUCUGUCUAUUGUCAUUACGGUAUUUGUACUUAAUGUACACUACAGAACACCCAAGACACACACAAUGCCUGUGUGGGUGAGAACGAUCUUCUUGAACUUACUUCCCAGGAUCAUGUUUAUGACAAGGCCUGCCAGCGAUGAAGAGACUAAUCAUAAGUCAAAACCAUUUUACAUGUCUGAGUUUUCAAACUUAAACUGCUUCAACAGUUCUGAAACCAAAUGCUGCAAAGAUGGCUUUGUAUGUCAAGAUACAGCAUGCAGCUGUUGCCAGUAUCAGAGAAUGAAGUUCUCAGAUUUCAGUGGCAAUCUCACAAGAAGUUCAAGCUCUGAAUCCCUAGAUCCUCUGUUUUCAUUUUCAGUUCUGUCACCAGAAAUGAGAGAUGCUAUUGAAAGUGUUAAAUACAUUGCAGAAAAUAUGAAAAUGCAGAAUGAAGCAAAAGAGAUUCAGGAUGACUGGAAAUAUGUUGCCAUGGUAAUUGAUCGUAUUUUUCUAUGGGUUUUCAUCCUGGUAUGUAUUCUAGGAACAGCAGGAUUGUUUUUACAACCUUUGAUGGCUGGAGAUGAGAUGUAAAAAUUCAAAAUGUUAUAUUGUGAAGUCAAAUAAAACUUUUGCCAACCAAACUCUGCACUCCUACCCAAGCACCUGAUCUCUCUAUGUGUUUCAGUAGUAGUGUAAGGAUCUUUCAUGGCCUCAACUUUGCUUGACCAAGAAGGCUUUAUUAAAAAAUGUGAAAACAUGAAAAAAAUAUUUUGAAUUAUUAUGACCGCUAAUUCCAAAGUAAUAUGCACUAUGCUUGCCAGCUAUUUUUUAAAAUAAUUGGAAAAGAUGCAGAUCAUACAUUAAACUUGCCAUGGAUGUUUUAAAAAGCUAGUAAAGAAACUGAAAAUUGCAUGAAUAUUCUAAGAGUCAAGACAGGUAGAAUACUUUGGGCAACUUUGUCUGGUGUUAAGUACCUUUAAUUCCUGGCAGGAUCUUCUGGGAUAUUUAGUUUAUUCAUAUUUAGUUUAAGGAAUGCCCUCGUGAGGAUGAAAUGAUUUAGAAAGCAUACAUACCAAAUUGCUUGAAUGCAGAACAUUGCCACCUAGUGUAUAAACUGAUGCAAACUGUAGGAAGAAAGGACUAUGGGCACGUUUAUUACAGAAGAAAUAGGUGAGUAAUAGAUGAUGGUAAUUAAAGCAUUGUCAUGUAGUGUCUGUGUAUCCCCGUAUUGUCACUGCAUGAGAAGUCUGUCAAAGUUAUUUAAACCUAAUAAUGUUUAAAACUAUACAAGUUAAACACAGUAAGAUGCAGUCAUUGGGUAACGCAAAGUAUCAAAAUGUGGUAUGAUAUUUUGGACACAGAAACAUCCUGCACAGUGUUUUAUUAUAACAGAAGGCAUGUAGAUAUUAAAUAUUCCUGUAAAGUAUGUUAAAAUUGUCUCUUGGGUAUAUGACAUCUUUUUCUUUUUUCUUUUUUAAUUAAUAUCUGCAAAUCAUUUAAUAAUAAUAAUGAAUAAAACAUGCAACAAAAUACUGUAACGAGAAAAUGUUUUGUAAAGAUAUGAACCAUUCUCUCCAUACCAAACUGGAAACUUUUUAGAAAUGCAGUGGUAUCAAAUGAUGUAACUGUUACGAAAAUAAAGAGAAUGAAGCUGUUGAAAA
Molecule: messenger RNA, 2748 nt
Organism: Anas platyrhynchos (mallard)
Lineage: Eukaryota; Metazoa; Chordata; Aves; Anseriformes; Anatidae
Gene: CHRNA3
Product: cholinergic receptor nicotinic alpha 3 subunit
Biological process (GO): monoatomic ion transmembrane transport
Cellular component (GO): postsynaptic membrane
Molecular function (GO): acetylcholine-gated monoatomic cation-selective channel activity; transmembrane signaling receptor activity
Source: RefSeq, a predicted model, not a curated record